AACUCCAAAACUCAUCACCUUUCUCUACCUGUGUGUGUGUUAAACCCUCGCCGCGAGGAAAAACCCUAACCCUAAUUUUUUUGCGAUGGUUCUCACUCGUAGCAAGAAGAGGGUGGCGAAAUCUCAAACCCCUCCGUUGAAGAGGAAGGCGGAGAAGCCCCAAGCUCUGGCGUUGAAGAAGGGAGGAGCCAAGUCCCAGAAGACACCUCCGUUGAAGAAGCAGAAGAAGGAAGUCGUGGAGGAAGAUCCUAGCGAAAACGACGAUGCAGAAGUUUCCGAUGAUGCCGCCUCUACCGAUGUAGAAUCAGAAGAGUCUGAUGAUGGAGAGGAAGAAGGGUUAGGCUCUUCCGGGUUUUUCUCGGAUGAUGAUGGAGAAGAGAACGACGACGACGGUGAGGAGCUCUUGGGUGAUGACUUUCUGGAAGGUAGCGGCGAUGAAGAGGAGCAUUCGGAUUCGGGUUCGGGUUCGGAUUCUGACUCCGACGAAGGCGAUAUUGAGAAGGAGUCUAAACUUAUUGAUGAGGAAGAAGCAAAGGAGGAGGAAGACGCUAAGGCUGAGCUGCUUGAUUUCAACAAGGAAGCUGGAGACGAUUCGUUUCGGUUACCAACUGAAGAGGAACUUGAAGAAGAAGCUCGUGGGCCACCAGAUCUACCUCUACUUCAAAGUAGAAUCAAAGAGAUUGUUAGAGCUCUGUCAAACUUUAGCGUCUUGAGGCCAAAUGGAGCCAGCAGGAAAGAUUGUGUUGAACAGCUCAAAUCUGAUAUUGCUUCUUAUUAUGGCUACAACAGUUUUCUUAUUGGAGCUUUGUUUGAGCUGUUUCCUCCUGUUGAACUUAUGGAAUUAAUUGAAGCCUUUGAAAAGCAAAGGCCUACAUCUAUCCGGACUAACACACUCAAGACUCGAAGAAGGGAUCUUGCUGAUGUGCUUCUGAACAGAGGAGUCAAUCUUGACCCACUAAGCAAGUGGUCAAAAGUCGGACUUGUUGUUUAUGAUUCACAAGUGCCAAUCGGUGCAACCCCUGAGUAUUUGGCUGGAUUCUACAUGCUUCAAGGUGCUAGUUCGUUUUUGCCAGUGAUGGCCCUUGCCCCUCAAGAGAAUGAGCGUAUUGUGGAUGUAGCUGCUGCUCCUGGUGGUAAAACUACGUACGUUGCUGCUCUAAUGAAAAAUACUGGCUUGAUAUUUGCGAACGAGAUGAAAGUACCUAGGCUCAAGUCGUUGACUGCCAAUCUGCACCGCAUGGGCGUCACAAAUACCAUAGUCUGUAACUAUGAUGGAAGAGAGCUACCCAAGGUGUUAGGUGAGAAAUCGGUUGAUAGAGUAUUGUUGGAUGCACCUUGCAGUGGAACUGGGGUCAUUUCGAAAGAUGAAUCAGUUAAAGUUUCCAAAUCUCUGGAGGAAAUUAAGAAAUUUGCUCACUUGCAAAAGCAACUUUUACUUGCUGCCAUUGAUAUGGUGGAUGCCACUUCCAAAACCGGUGGAUAUAUUGUGUACUCAACAUGUUCACUUAUGGUUGCUGAGAACGAAGCUGUCAUCGAUUAUGCUCUCAAAAAGAGGAGUGUUCAACUCGUUAAAACUGGACUCGACUUCGGCCAAGACGGAUUUGUAAGAUUUAGAGAACAUCGAUUUCAUCCAUCUUUAAACAAGACCAAACGUUUUUAUCCUCAUGUACACAACAUGGAUGGAUUCUUUGUUGCAAAGCUAAAGAAAAUGAGUAACAUGAAACAAGCUUCAGAAGAUGAUGACGAGGCGUUAGGAACUGUAGAUGAAGCUGAUGUGCCCAGUGAUGAUGAUGAAGCUGAGGCCAUGGAAGGGAUGGAGAAACAACCUUCUGUUCCCAAGAAGCAGCAACCCAAGAAAACUAAAGAAAGCAAGGAGGGACUUGCAAAAUCAAAGGAGAGCAAAAAAGGCAAGAAAUCAAAAUCUAAAAAAGGUGAGGAUCCACCUAAAAUAAAGAAGCAAAGGAAGAACAGAACUGAAAUGAGGAUGGAGAUUUCUCAAGCUAGGGAAGAGAAAAGAAGAGCAAUGAGAGAGAAGUCGAAGGAGAAGCAAUAAUUCAUCUCGUAUACACUCAUGGUGAAGUUUAAGGUGCCAUAUAUGGCUUGUUGUUUUCAUUUAUUAUUUCACGAAUUAUUUUUCUAACGUUAAAAACUAGAAGCCAGAGAGAGCUACACUCUCUUAGACUCCAAUGGAAAGAUCUUUUAUGUCCAAAAGUUUUGUUUAGUGAA
Messenger RNA from Brassica napus (rape), 2226 nucleotides. RefSeq names its product 25S rRNA (cytosine-C(5))-methyltransferase NOP2A. Gene Ontology annotation, cellular component: nucleolus. The transcript is spliced from 16 exons. Gene Ontology annotation, biological process: rRNA base methylation; maturation of LSU-rRNA. NCBI's taxonomy places the organism in Eukaryota, Viridiplantae, Streptophyta, Magnoliopsida, Brassicales, Brassicaceae. The record is from RefSeq and is a predicted model, not a curated record. Gene Ontology annotation, molecular function: RNA binding; rRNA (cytosine-C5-)-methyltransferase activity. Bases 86 to 2053 code for a protein of 655 amino acids.